AUGUCCUCCGACGACGCCUACAUGUCCUUCCUGGACAAAGCCAACGCCGACCUCGACGCCGGCAAAUCCAACUCCACCGCACAAUCUUCCUCAUCCGCCGCCGGCACCCAGACCAUCCACACCGACGUCCGCGUCCCCGCCCCCCUCACUUCCAUCGACGCCUAUUACGUCUCCGAAACAGACGAGCCGUUCGAACCCGUCGCGCUGAAAUGGGACGGCGCAUCCCGGGGGAUUUGGCCUGAUGCUUCCCGCCUCUCCAGCCUGAUCUCCCCAAACAAAGACCUAUCUUCGGCAAUCGAGACCCUGUCACCCGCGUCAUUCGACCCCAGGAACCAGUACGCAUCUGCUCUCAAGGCCGUGAGGGCUGCGGUGGCGCAGGGCUCCGGGGACAGUGUGGAUGAGUCGGCGGUUGAUAUCAAGGUUUAUCGGGUUGAGGUGGGGUCGUCAAGGGUCGAGUAUUUUGUUUUGGCGCUCGAUGUUGAGAGGGGGUUGGUUUUGGGUCUGAGGGCCAAGGCUAUUGAGUCGUAG
Molecule: messenger RNA, 528 nt
Organism: Aspergillus heteromorphus CBS 117.55
Lineage: Eukaryota; Fungi; Ascomycota; Eurotiomycetes; Eurotiales; Aspergillaceae
Exons: 2
Coding region: 1-528 (175 amino acids)
Source: RefSeq, a predicted model, not a curated record